CCUUUAUUCAACAAUGGUAAACACUAAAAACGGGGAAACCAGCAAGCCACCAGCUGAAAAGCAGCAGAAAAAUGAAUCCAAGCCUGUUGACGAAACCAAGGGAAACCAAGGAAAGACAGAUAAAAAAGAGCAGGAAGAGGAGUUGUCUGAGGAGGAUCAGCAAUUGAAGAGCGAACUCGAGUUGCUUGUAGAAAGACUUCAGGACAAGGAUGUCAAGCUCCAUCGCCCUGCCUUAGAACAUCUUCGUACUUUGAUUCGCACAUCUACCAGCUCAAUGACCUCCGUGCCUAAACCCCUUAAAUUCUUGAGCCCUCAUUACCCUUUACUCAAGGAGCUUCAUAAAAGCUGGAGUGAAUCUGGAGACAAGAAAUUAUUUGCCGAUAUUCUUUCUGUUCUCUCAAUGACAUAUGCAGAAGAGGGUGAAAGAGCUGCACUACACUACCGUAUGAUCGGCUCUACCGAAGAAGAUAUUGGCUCAUGGGGACAUGAAUACGUUAGACAUAUCUCAGGUGAAAUUAUGUUGGAGUAUGAAACUCGAACCGAUGAAGAAAAGGAUACAGAGGACUUGCUUGUCUUGGCCCUCAAGGUCGUUCCUUUCUUCCUUCACCACAAUGCCGAAGCAGAUGCUGUUGACCUUUUGCUUGGAUUGGAAGCAAUUGAAAAACUUGCUCAGUUUGUAGACAAGGAUACAUAUGAGCGCGUCUGUCUCUAUAUGUUGGGCUGUGUAAAUCUUCUUGCUUCUCCUGAUGAUGUUCUUUUUAUGAAGACUGCAAGAGUUAUUUACCGUAAGCAAGAAAAGUAUGCCCAGGCAUUGAAUUUGUCGAUUCGUAUGGGUGACAUGGAUCUUAUCAAGGAAGAUUUCAACUCUUGCCCUGAUCCUUUGUUGAAGAAGCAAAUGGCAUUUUUGUUGGCAAGACAGCAGAUCCACAUCGAGACAGACGAUGUUGAGCUCAGCGAGUGCCUCAACAAUGCUCAUCUUUCCCACCAUUUCAUCGCUCUUGCACAAGAAUUGGCUGUACUAGAGCCCAAGGUCCCCGAAGAUAUUUACAAGAGCCAUCUUGAGAACCAUCGUACCGCAUUUAGCGCCAAUGUCGAUUCUGCUAGAAAUAACUUGGCCUCUACCUUUGUAAAUGCAUUCGUGAAUGCUGGUUUUGGGAAGGACAAACUUGUAAUGGUCGACGAAGAAGAACAAUCAACCUCGUGGAUUUUCAAAACAAAAGACCAUGGCAUGAUCAGCUCUACAGCAUCUCUUGGUUUGAUUUCCCUUUGGGAUGUUGAGAUGGGCUUGUCUGUUAUUGACAAGUAUAUGUAUGUUGAGGAUGACAAUAUUAAGGCCGGUGCACUUUUGGCUAUUGGUAUUCUCAACUCUGGUGUAAGAGAAGAAUCUGACCCUGCAAUCGCAUUGCUCUCCGAGUAUAUGGAUAACAACAGUGUGGUCGUUAGACAAUCUGCAAUCUUUGGUCUUGGUUUGGCUUAUGCUGGAUCUGCUCGGGAGGAUAUCGCCGAGUUGUUGCUUCCUAUUGUGAGUGACGCUGCCUUGUCCAUGGAGUUGUCUUCUAUGGCCGCACUUGCUCUUGGAAUGGUCUUUGUUGGAACUUCCAACGGUGAUAUCACUAGCACAAUUUUGUUGACAAUGAUGGAGCGCGAAGAGAGUGAACUGAAGGAUUCAUGGUCAAGAUUCAUGGCAUUGGGUCUUGGUCUCUUGUAUCUUGGAAAGCAGGAUGCUUCAGAGGCAACACUUGAGGCACUCAAGACUAUUGAGCAUCCUCUUGGCAAACAGGCUGAAGUGCUUGUUGAAGCUCUUUCAUAUGCUGGAACUGGAAAUGUCUUGAAGGUCCAGAAGAUGCUUCACCUUUGCAACGAUCAUUUGGAUAAAGAGAAAGAGGAUGAUACGCAUCAGACCUACGCCACUCUUGGCGUUGCUCUUAUUGCUAUGGGUGAAGACAUUGGUUCUGAAAUGUCAUUGCGUACAUUUAACCACCUUAUGCACUAUGGAGAGUCUGUAACUCGCCGAGCAGUACCUCUUGCAUUAGGUUUACUCUGUGCUUCUAACCCUCUCGUCAACAUCCUUGAUACUCUUAGCAAGUACUCCCACGAUAAUGAUAGUGAGGUAGCUAUUAGUGCAAUCUUUGCCAUGGGUAUUGUCGGUGCUGGUACAAACAACGCCCGUCUGGCACAAAUGCUGAGACAGCUCGCAAGCUUCUACCACAAGGAUGCCACGACUUUGUUUAUUGUCCGCAUUGCACAAGGCCUGUUGCAUAUGGCCAAGGGAACCAUGACUCUUAACCCCUUCCACACUGAUCGACAAAUAAUGUCGCCUGUUGCCAUGGCCGGUUUGCUCACUACUAUUAUUGCAUUCACCGACCACAAGACAUUUGUUUUGGGUAAAUCUCAUUACUUGAUAUACUCCCUUGUCACUGCCAUGUACCCUCGCUUCUUGAUCACUUUUGAUGAGAACCUUAACAGCCUCCCUGUCACUGUUCGUGUUGGACAGGCUGUUGAUGUGGUAGGACAAGCAGGUCGACCAAAGACCAUUACUGGUUUCCAGACACAUUCUACUCCAGUGUUGCUUGCUCAUUCUGAACGUGCCGAGCUGGCAACAGAAGAAUACAUAUGCUUGGCUCCUGUGCUGGAAGGCAUUGUAUUGUUGCGAAAAAACCCAGAAUACAUGGAGGAAGACAAAGAGUAAAACAUACAAUAUUUCUAUUGCCAGAAUAAAGACUUGAAUUGAAUUGAAUUGAACAGCUUAGUUGUUGAUGUUUGAAUAUAUAUAUAAAUAAAUAAAAGGACAGAAAGAAAUAAAAAAAAUAUGCUGUUUAUUGGAAACUAUUUUGUGCUGUUUAAUUUGUGUGUUGUCAUGACAAGUCUCUCGCUGAUGGGAUCGACCUUUUCAGUAACCUUGGUUAAAUGUUUGUUCUGGCUGUCAAGCUCAUCCCUCAUUGAAAGCGCCAUGUUCUUAAUUCUUGAGGUAGCAUCACCCAAAAGAUCCAAGUUUUCAUCAAGCUCAUCUUCUACCGCAUCAUCCUCCUCAUCGGCUUCAAACUGAUAGCGUCUCUUAUCCUCAUCUGAUCUUCCUCUGCGAUAACCUCCGUUGCUUCCAGGACCACGCUGUGCCUGGCGUUGUGCACUUUCCACACGUGCCUGAGACUCAUACUCAAACUGACGAAUAUCCUCUCUCUCAUUCAUAUGUUCGGCAUGAUCCUGUCUACGAGCCUCCAACUCCUUGCGUUCUCGUGAACCCUUUGUGAACGGAUUGGAUAUGACAGGGAUGAAAAUGGAUCUAUUUAAUUGCUUGAGUUCGGAAGCCUGGGCAGCUGCACGAUCAGAAUAAGCUUUGGAAAGAUCGAGGUUGCGGUCGACAUUGGCAAUUUGGGUUGAUUGUUGACCUAAGAGGUUCAUUGUGUUUGCUGCGGCUUGCUCAGUCUCAUGAAUCUUCUGAAGAGCAUUGCGGGUACUUGCAAGAGACUCCUGCUUGACGUUGCGGAUUUGUUGCUUUAAACCAGAAACCUCCUGCUCCUGAUCCUCUUCUUGUUGCUGCUGACCAAAGCGGCUGGAGCCAUAUGCGUCUUGUUCAUCUUGAUCAUUAUAUGAGUUGUAGCGUCUGCUUGGUGCAGCACCUGAAAAGAGAUCAUUGCGUGCACUUUCUUCAUUUGUAUCUUGGUUCUUUCUUGAGCCAUAUCUUCCACCAGAAGAAUAGCUUUCUUCACUGUAUGAUUGAUUUGAGGUAGGUUCGGGUGUAGAUACAUAUGAUGGAGGGUUGGUUGACUGGGUAGACUGAGAGUACUGAGAGGCAUUGUCCUCCUCGAAGGGGUUCUUGGGAGUUUUAUCUUUCUUGCGCCAGAACAUUGUGUAGAUGAAGAUGAAU
Molecule: messenger RNA, 3865 nt
Organism: Phycomyces blakesleeanus NRRL 1555(-)
Lineage: Eukaryota; Fungi; Mucoromycota; Mucoromycetes; Mucorales; Phycomycetaceae
Exons: 15
Coding region: 14-2689 (891 amino acids)
Biological process (GO): regulation of protein catabolic process; proteasome-mediated ubiquitin-dependent protein catabolic process
Cellular component (GO): proteasome storage granule; nucleus; proteasome regulatory particle, base subcomplex
Molecular function (GO): enzyme regulator activity
Source: RefSeq, a predicted model, not a curated record